Molecule: messenger RNA, 2121 nt
Organism: Helicoverpa zea (corn earworm)
Lineage: Eukaryota; Metazoa; Arthropoda; Insecta; Lepidoptera; Noctuidae
Gene: Pus1
Product: tRNA pseudouridine synthase A
Exons: 8
Coding region: 168-1610 (480 amino acids)
Biological process (GO): mRNA pseudouridine synthesis; tRNA pseudouridine synthesis
Cellular component (GO): nucleus
Molecular function (GO): RNA binding; pseudouridine synthase activity
Source: RefSeq, a predicted model, not a curated record
CCAAUAGAGUUUCGUUUAAGCUUUAUGGAAUUAUGGAAAAAUCUUCAAUCCAAGAUGGAUGACUUGACUUGUUGUUGACUUGCUUCUUGUUGAAGAAUCAAACGUUGUCAAUAAUAUAUUAAAAUAUUUCUAAGUUUUGGUUGUGUUUAAGUGUUUCAUCCGUAGGUAUGUCCGUCACGUUAUUCAGAUUUGUUGUAAAUACAUUGAGACAGAAUUUGCCGAGACAUCCCAUUAGAUCAGCAUUUCAAGUGCGGUCAGCAUCAGCCAUGGACAUGGCAGCCGUAGAGAAUAAGGAGCCAGAAGAAAGCCCUAAAGAACCUCAAGAAAUAGUUCUGAAUAAAAAUAUGACUAGAUUCAAAAAGCGUUAUAUGAAGCGACACUGGCAAACAGAUACAAACCCUGAUGAAAAUGGUGAAUCAAAACAAAGGAAGCUUUGUGACAAACCUGUGGAAAGAAUUAAGAGGAAGAAAAUGGCUCUGCUUUUAGGAUACUGCGGUGUUGAUUAUUAUGGCAUGCAACGUAACCCAGGAGUGAGAACAAUUGAGGAGGACUUACUAAGAGCGUUAAUGGAGGCAAAGUAUAUAACGGAAGAUGACUUUAAUAACCAGCAGAAUGCUCAAUUUCAACGGAGUUCUCGGACGGACAAGGGCGUGUCUGCUGCCAGACAGGUUGUGUCACUUAAGCUGCCUCUUGAAGUGGAUGUUGCUGAAAUAAACAAAAGACUGCCUGACUGCAUCAAAGUGUUUGGUGUAAAGAGAGUAACAAAUAGGUUCAACUCAAAAUCAAAGUGCAACGCUAGAACAUAUAGCUAUACCCUUCCCACUUAUGUGAUGGAACCUAGUCUAGUCAGUGAGGAAGAGAGAAAGAAGUAUAGGAUCACAGAAGAAAAACAAGAGCAAGUAAAGAAGAUUCUAGAAGUUUAUAAAGGGACAAAGAGUUAUCAUAACUUUACGGAAAAGAAACAUUACCAAGAUCCAUCGGCAUUAAGAUUCAUAAUGGGCUUCACAUUAGACAGAGUAUUCAUUGAUUCAGACAUGGAAUUUGCUGUACUGCUAGUCAAGGGUCAAAGUUUCAUGCUUCAUCAAAUACGCAAGAUGGUGGGCUUGGCGAUAGCUGUCCUGCGUGGUCACACUGACCAUUCCAUACUCGAGAAGGUGUUUGGCAAGGACAAAGUCAUGAUACCCACUGCGCCUGGAUUGGGCCUUGUACUUGAUACAGUCCACUAUGACAGAUAUGACGCGAAAUUCAAGGAUAGCCAUGACAGUUUGACUUGGUCAGCCGAAGAGGAAGAAAUUCACAAGUUCAAACAUGAGCACAUAUAUCCCGUGAUAGUUAAGGGCGAGGUUGAAGGCCAGUCUAUGGCAACUUGGCUUGAGAAACUCAGUAAGCACUCAUAUGAGCCAUCGGAAGAAAAUCUGGAAAAAGGUGAUGAAAAAGAGUUGGCAGGUGAUGAUGACGAUGAUGCAGACCUUGAUGAUGAUUGUGAUGAUGAUAAAAAUGUUAGCAAAGAUUGCGACACUCCGGAAGUUAAAGCUGGUGAAAACAAAAUUGAAGAGUUGAAUGACGAGGGUAAGAUUGACGAGAGUGCGAAUAAGAAAACUGAUCAGUAAUUUUACUUCGACACUACAUUAUAUUAGCAUAUUCAAAUGUGAAAAAGAACACUACGUCUACUCUUGUUAGUUGCUUCCUUAAAAAUUUCAAUCCUAAAUAACUUCUGUAAGUUGUAAGAAGUUACUACAAGCGACAAGGGGAUUUUAAUUUGUAAAUUUAUUGUUUAAUGUGUUAUUUAGCUACUUACGUGAGCAAAACUUUAAAUUUAAGAGGCUGCCUCAAUCGUUUCUCGCUGUUCAGCAGACAGUACAUUUUAUAAAAAUAAAUAGACUCUGUUUUGAAUAUGCUAGUAUAGUAAACGUGCACAUGGAUAAAUAUCCAUUUCUACUCUUUUAUAUUAUAUGAUAAGAAAAAUAAACUAUAUCGAUAGAUUUUGUCAUAAUUGUAGAACUAAGUAGAACUUAGAUAUUUAUAUUCUUUGUCUUUGAUAAAUAAUAAUGUAACAUGAAUCAAAAUAGCCAAAAUGGCAUUAAAAAUAAAUGGCAGAGCCAUACAUCAUACAAAUAUGAA